Molecule: messenger RNA, 23616 nt
Organism: Pocillopora meandrina
Lineage: Eukaryota; Metazoa; Cnidaria; Anthozoa; Scleractinia; Pocilloporidae
Source: the annotation of a GenBank genome assembly
UGAUUUAAAACAUGCUAGAAGUGGAAACGACCGAAGUGGGAUUUCUGACGCUGUAGGAUGUCUUCCUCUGUGAAGGCAAUAUUUCCGUCCAUCUCGAUCAGCAAGAAGAAGGGAAAGACAACCUCAGGAGGAACACCGCAGACUUCAAAUGCACAAUCACAGUCUCUUUUGCGGCCCUUGACUCCGGUGUGUUGCUUUUAAAUCUCUCACGUUUUGAAUCCUGUGAUCUGGGUUAUUUCAAAUAGGCGUUGAAUGAUUUUUUUUUGUUGUUCUAAGGAAUCUAAUCGCAAGCCGCAGCAGACUGCAUCAAAUCCGAUCGAUCCGCUCCGAAGUACCCUAACUGCUCGAGGAUCUUCGCCGAUUCCUUCUCCGUCGACAGCACGAAAGACAGCCACUGGUGAAACAAACCCUUUAGCACUCGAAAAUGGAUCUCAACUGAGUCAGUCGGCUCCGGAUUUGAGGCUCGGUUUUAGGCAUGUUCGGAGUGCUAGUCAACCUUCGGGUACAUCUACAACUUCCCACAGGGAGUCAUUUUCUUCGGUGACAUUUCCAGAUCGUAGUAAUUCGGUCAAUAGUGAUACUGGCUAUUACAAUGAAACCGCAGAAGAGCCUAUGAUUCUACAAGAAGAUAUUAUAGCUUUAACCUGCCACGUUCGAAAGUUUUCCGAAGCUUUGAGCUCGCUUCGGAACACUUUUAUAGAAUGCGAAGGUAAGGAUGUUUACAAAGGCGCCCUUCCAGUUGUGUACUUGUUUAUCGUCAGUUCACAUUCAUUCGAAAUUGCUAAUCUUGUGCACAAACUGUGAGUGGGAAUAAUUUCCAUGUUAUCAACCUUUGUAGAAGUUAAUAUUUUUCGCUGAUCCGAGAAAUACCUCUUACUUCUUAAUUUUUCUUUCAUUAUAUCGUAGGAGAUUUCAGGAACAAUUUCAUCCAAGCAUAUUCAGUAAUUAAAAUUAGGGGUUAUACUUUAGAGGAUGUUUUAACUCUGAUUGCUUGUAAUCACCUGUUUGAAUCCUAAAAUAGGGACAUAAUAAGCGACUUUUUAUUUUUUCUCGAUUUAGCGGUGUAAAUCUUUUAUUUUUGUUUCUUGACGCAAAAGAAUGAAGGAUUAUUACAUCAUUGACGCCAGUGAUUGGUUUUAAUUUCAUAAAAUCACGUUCAUGCAGUCACGAUUUUUUAUACCAUUCCAACGUUUUUUCAUCAGGAAAUUAAUUACUAGAAUUGAGAGAGAUUGAUAUCUAAAUCAAACUCUUGUGCUUUGAGAAUAUCUCGACAAGUUAUUCAUUGCAAUUGUAAGAUUACUUGUAUCCUGCUUUUUCUGACGAUUUCGUGCAGAACAUGUUUAAAAAUUAAGCUAGCGGUUUAUCGAAAGUAUUGCUGGUUUUGUGUCAUUGUAAAAUUUUUCGAUUUUUCCCUUUGUGUAUGCAAUUCAUUCACAGUAAAAAUUGUGGUUUGUGCUCAAACUUUGUUUUCAAACUAUGGCAAAUAUCUUUCUGCAAAUUUACUUUGAUAUUGCUCUGUUAUACAUUGCUCUGAAUAUACCCUGCCUAACUCCUAAAUCAUAUUGAUGUAAGACAUUUUUCCAUAACAUUAGGAUUUAGGAAUGUUUAUUUUGGAGCUGUCUGUCUAAACGUCUUUUAAUUUGAUUUGCAAUACUCAUUCAAAGAACAAACGCAGGGAUUUUUGUGUGAUUGUUUACUUUUCAGCAAAUACCUCAAUAACCACAUUGCUGCACUGCAAGUGAAAGGAAUUUGCUGCUAUUUUUAAACUGCUGUUAAUAUCAUAGCCAAUUUUCAUAAAUGAUGGUUUUGAUUAGUUCUCUUCAGUCAAGAACAUUCUCUCCUUCUUUGCCUUAAGUUGUCUGUAAUAUUGUGAGAGUUUGUGUAGUUAUAAAACAGAAUUCUAAAUCCAACAGUCUCGAAUAUGAUGACAUAGAGCAUGUAUUUAACAUGAGAGAGUGUUAAGAGAUUGUUGUGGAAAUUUGUUAUUACCAGACCAGACAUUGUGAAUGAUGUUUACUAAAUCAUUGGUUGUUUGUGUGUUACAGGGAACAAUCCUUAUUAUUUUCAAACUUUUCUUUUUUCAAUGUUUUGGUUAAUGAUACAUGUAACAUGCCAUGACAGUUCUUGAUUAGGUGUUCAGGAAUGCAUCUUCUCUUUGUCUCUUGUGGACAAGUUUCCCCUGUUUUUUUUUAAGUAGAAUUUAAAAAAAAAGCCUCCACUGUUGGGUGUAUUUUCUGUGAUGUUUUCUUUUCUGUGCGAAAGCAAGAAAUACUCGGAGUCUCUCAGUCACAAAGAUGCAUUCAAAAUGUAAGCUCUAACAUACACUCUCAUUCAAGACAAAUCUCAUUCAAGUUUAAAAUUUUAUCCUAGUUGCAUUGCAAAUUGGAAAUUGCAUUGCAUACAACUAGUCUUAGAACAUUGGUGUAGGGAAAUGUUAAUAGAGUAUUAUUCAGAUUCUGUUUUUGACACUAAAUUCAGUUCAUUUAACUAAUGAUUUUGCUUUCAUUUGUAGAUAAUCCUGACAGUGAACCACCUGAGGUGAAAGCCCAUGAACGCCUUGGUGAGGUGCUGUCAGUUCUUAAAGGAGUCCUCAAUACUUACGAACCACUACACUCAACAGAAAUACUUGCAUCUGCUGGAACACUGAUUAAUAAGGUCAAAAGUCACAACUAUGAGGAUACUAGUAAACCCCCUGAUGAAUUCUAUGAGUCCAUUGAUCAGCUUGCAUUGGCAUUCAGCAGCAGGUAAAUUGAGAUGUUGAAAUGCCUAAAAAUAAGACAAGAUAGAGCAACAUUUGUUGAAUGUCUUGUUAUAGCUUCAUUUAUCAACCUUUGCCUUCUUGUUACUUAUCUAUCCCAGUCCCUCCCUCAUAAUUAUACCACCUUGAGGCAAGAUGCCUCUCCAGCUUCUAAGGACAAAACAUUAAUUCUCCAUCCUGUUUGGUGUAUGAUUCUUUUUACCUUUUAAACCCAGAGAGUGACUUGCAUCUAAUUUCUCUCUACAUUAUCACUGCUGCAUCACAAAUUAAGGUCAUGAGAAUAAAGGAAAUGAUCACUUACUUAAGAUGAUCUGGACUGUUAAAUACAUUCUCCUUGUCAGCACUUCAGGAAAUUUAUAGAGAGCAGUUUGGAGAAAUGUAUAUUGAUGUUAGGGUGUAAAGAGUUCAUCUAAGAUCUGAGAAUUUGGCCUUAAAUCAAAACAUCCUCAAGGUUAUUUUAUUCUUGCAUGGAAAUGUAUCAAUAUUGUAUGGAGAAUUUUGUGUUUGGUCACUCUUGAGAACCUAGGGUUAGUAGUUUUGUGUAACUAUCAUCAUUUAUACAGUUAGUGAUGAUUGUAGUUUUCCUUCAGAAACAAAUUAACUUGGAUCAACCCUUCAAUUCUUGGCAUCUGAUUAUAAAAUCUCUGUAGUAGCCGCCAUUCAUUUCUUUGAGAAUUAAUUUGAGAAUUUGAUAUAAAUACUCUUCAGCUGAGGAGUAUGUUUAUUCUCAACACUUGUUUCCUUGAUGUGGUAUUGAUAAUUGAAAAUUAAUGAAGUUACUUGUUGAUUGCUUUGGGAAUUAAGGGUUCAAUAUCCUAAAACUGUGGAGUUCAAUUUGAACUACCAUUUAUUGCACAUUUAACUGAAGUUCCACAUUUCUGUACAGUUAUACAGUUCUUUUUUUCUCAAAAUAUUUAAAAGCUGGUAAUAUUUACAGUCAUGCAUGCAGGACAGCAUCUAUACAUGGCUUACAAUAUUUACCAGACUUCUCAUGGGAACAGAUAGGACAGCAAGAAACAUUGACACCAGCUGUGAUAAUUCUAUUAAAUCUGACAAAUUCAUGUUAAGAAGGAGGGUUCAGUUCCUGUAGUUACAUGGUAUAUAAAGACUGAUGACUGAUGCAAAACAGAACCUUGAAAUGGAGACAUUUGGAUGAUUAUAAUUGAUUAUAGACCUUGAGGUUCUUAACCUUUUCACUCCCAAGAUCUGAUUGUUAAUUCCCCUUUCCAGCUUCAAUGCAUUUCCUUGUAAAUUUGUUUAUGAGAAUUUGCUGUCAGAUCAAGAUAAUUGAACUUGUUUACCUGAUAAGUUUGAGUAUUCUCAUCACCUGUUUGCAGGGUAAUGUAUAGAUACACAAGAGAUAAGUUACAUGUUACUCAGGUGUGGAUGUAUGGUGAUUAUGUGUUUCUUGUCCUUUUUUCUAGUGUGUCUGAUUUCCUUAUGGGUGAACAGGAUAUUGGUUUGUCAGAACAAAGCAUGAAUAAACAUUAUUCACAAGUAAGUGAUUGUUUAAAAAGUAGUGGUCAAUAGAUUGCUACUUCCCAACCAAAAUAAACCUCUCACAAAGUGUACUGGCUGACUAUUGCUUCUUUAGACACCUCAGUUGCAAGAAAUACAAUCUAUGAAUCUAUACUUAACUGAUGUCCAUGGAAUCUAUGAGCAAAUGUGUUGUGAUUGAUUUACUGUUACACUUUGCUUUUCACCACUAAAAACAAGCUAUUUAUAUUAAUUUAUUUUAAUUUUAUAUAAAUUUAUUGUUAUUUAUUGGUUUAAAGCUAAUGCUUCUCAUCUGUAACUGUUCAGACUAGUGAGAUAUUUUUAUUUGUCUAAGUUCAUGUGUAUAUUCUCCAAAGACCUCUUCACAGGAUAAAAUGUGUUCCUUGUUUAGUGAUUCUCCAGUACAACAUUCAGUGACAAAAUCAGUUGUCAAACUUUUUAGAAUACCUACUUGAAAAAGACCAUGUUUGAAAUGAAAAUUUUUCAAAUGUAUGCUGUGAUACUAUAGCCAUUCACCUCAUUCAGUGUUGUGCAAUCAUAGACUGAAGGGCAAAAUCAUUCUUUCAUUUAGUAUGUUUUUGACAAAGGGUUUUUAAUUUUUUUUUUUGCUGGCUGUAAAUCUUUCAAUAGUUUAUUUUAAGGUAAAAGCAUUAUUUUGGUUCCAGUUUAUUGCUGCUAACAAUGAAUUUCAAGAUAAUUCUCUCAUUCUAUGUGAUUUACCUUUGAUGGUGGGGAAAAGGUCCUUACUCCUCCUCCAACCUGCCCCCUUCUGCUGAGGGGCAUGUAGAGUUAACCCCAGAAAUCUGCUCAGAGCCUUUAAUUUUUCAAAUUCUAUGUUUGGGUGAGCAAAAGGUCCUAGUUUCCUCUGGUGAAAUAUUUCUCAAAUCUGGCUGUUUAUGGGAUAGGGUAUUUAAUGAGUGUAGAAGUCAGUGCCUAUGCAGGCAGGCAUGGAACACACCCCUUCAUAGAAUUCCUUCAGAAACUCCCUUUCAAAUUUUUUUUAUAGUGAUACGCAUGCUGUAAAUCUGCCUUGUACACUCAUUGUUUAGGUUUUAGAAGACAUGAAACCUUUGUGACAGAACUUGUCACUAAAUCCUGUCUUCUACCAGAAUAUCUGUGAGGAGUGUUAUUUAGUAGCAAGUUUUUAUAAUCAGAUAAUUUUUUCUAGUAUAAUUUAUCUGCAGCCUAAUUCCUCGUGGAUAGAUUUCACUAGGCAUUUCUUUUGCAUUCCACAAACUUAAAGACAUGAAAUACUAGAUGUCUUAUUAAGAGAUAUUAUUUUUAAGCUUUCCUGAUUAAAUAUGUUUGAGCAACUGACUUUGAAUAUACCUGACAUGUUUUGUUUGACCAUUUACAAUUGUAUUUUGGGUUUGUGAUUUGUUCUUUAGAAAGGAACAAGGUAAAGAAUCAUCAAGGUGUUAAAUAGUGAUUGUCAUGGCCAAUUUUGUGUCAAAUUCCAUUUAUGAGUGUCACUGGAUGGUUAAACAAGCUGUUAGCACCAAAAACAUGAAACAGAUCUGAUGUUCUUGUGGUCAGAUGGCAUUUAGAGUGUAGGGUUACACACACAUUGUUCAUACAUUUCAUAUUUUUAGCAUCCCACGAAAGAAUUGAAAUAUUUCUUGGCCUGUGGAAUGAUAAUUCAAGGAUGGGAUUUUAUGCACGUGUGAAUGCAGUGCUUAAGUUUCGGGCUUGAUAUGAACUGGAGGUGUGAGAUACAUGAGUUAUCUGCAAAUUGCCAAUGAAUUCAAGUGGAACAGAGCUGUCCAAAUGGUGCUAAUUUUGGGAAAUUCUUUUGACGUUGACCCACAUGAUACAAAUACUUUAAUGUCAUUUCUAAGAAGAAGAACUCGUCUUCAAUGCCUUUCCCCACGGACAAUAAGCUACAUUGUAAGUGAAAUUUUUCAGUUAUUGACAUUUUCAGUAUACAAGUCUGUUGUCUGAAGUGUAGUCUCUUUUAAAGCAAGGAUAAGAGCAUGAUUUUCCCGUAUUGUGUUGAAACAUCUUGCAAUCUGUUUCAUACAGUAUGACCAUAAUUCAAGAAUAUUAUAUUUCUCUCUAAGUACAUGUACUUUACUAAAAAAAUUACCAUCACGAUAUUACAGAAUGUAUCCUUGAUACAGCUUUUUCUAGUUUCUAAAUAUGCUAGGUUGGUUUGUUUGUUUGUUUGUUCUGGCAAAUAAGUAUGAAACAUCAGUGUUUUAAACUUGAUCAAUUGCCAGCUGUUUGACAACACUGACAACAACAUGCAUUUGUGAGGUCAACUUGACAAGGCUCUUUUGAAGUUACAUGUUGAUGAAGCUGAUGGUGUGUUUCUUUAUUUUAUCUCAGUGGUUUGAUUUGCUCCAUAUUCUUGUACAAAUAGUUAUGCAAAGAGAUAAUAAAUGUGUUCAUUUUGAUUUCACAUAACACUUUAUUUAUAAACCUUUUUUUCAUGUUUUCUAUGCAGUAGUUAGUUUUGCUUGCCUUUUGAUGAUGAUUUGGACUAUUGAAAUUAUUCAACAAUAACUAUGGAAAUGUCAUUAUAAAAUUUUGUGUUUUGUGUGAUUCUUUUUAACCCCAGGUUCAUUUUAUUUCAUUUGAUUCUUUCUGCCAAAACAAAUAUGUAAAAUUUCGAACCAAGGAUAGAAUUAGAUGAGUGAAAGUAUUAUUAUAUAGUAAUUGAACAGUACCUUAAGCUACAUUGUGAGAAGAAAAAUUGUUCAUAGCUGUUCCUGAAGGAUCUGAAACAUUUGUAAAGAAAUCAGCAGAAGAUUUGGAUCUGCUUCUGUGCUCAACUUUUGUUCACAAACAAGUGUGAUUGUUAUCUUCAUUAAAAAAUACAGAGAGUUAUUUUCACCUUGUUCAAGGAAAAAACAGAGUGAACUCUACUAGUUUAUGAUCCUGAUCUGGCAGCCUUUGCCAUGUGAUCUUAAACAAUCUUUUGAUGAGCUUCUGCCAUGGAAAUUUGAAUAUUAUCUUCUAGAUAAUGUUGACAAGGAUGUUGUGACUGCCUUGUACAUUUAGGGAUACAUGUUUUGAUAUGUUAAUCUUUGCCUCUUGACCUUUCAUUUUAUAAUAUUAGGUUUUUCAUGUAUUGUCUUGGUAUUACUUCUCCAACAGAAAACAUCUGGCCGGAUUGAAAUUUGAAAAAGUUUUGCUUCAAAAGAUAAAUUUGUAGCAACUGACCAAUUUACAUUCUAGGAAACUUUGGUUAGAAUGCACAUGAUAAAUGCUUUAUCAGGAACUGAUGAAAGGUCUUUUCAAUUUAUCCUCCAUGAGGGCAAGUACACUCCUGUCAGGGAGAGACCAAGUAUUCAUGAAUUAUGAUUGAGUUGAAGCAAAUAAAGAUACUCUUCUUCCUCCUUGUGCUUGUCAUUUAGACCAUGGAAAAUAUUGUUAUUGAUUUCCAGUCCAUGCUUUUGAUCUUAAUAUGUUAACAAAAGACUAUAUUACAAGUUCUCAAAUAUGUGCUAAAACAUAUGACAUGUACAACUGUAAACAGUGCCUUUUGAGUCAAUCAUGGUAUAGAAUAAUGAUCUAAAGGAGAGUGUGAUAUCAAUUGAUAAAGGAACUUACUGUGGAUGUUUUCAGAGGAAAAUAACAAAUGUCACUGACAUUUGUGAGUUUAUUUUGCUACUAGUUUGACUACUUGAAAGUGAAAUAUGAGUGGGUGGAAGUGUGUGCGACUUUUGUGGUGAGUGUUAUGAGUGCUGUGAUAAAUGGAGGGUCAACACAAUGGAGAUAACUUAACAAGUAUAGUGACCUGUGAUUAAAAGGACAGGUAGAUGCAAUCCCCAAUAAUUCCUUGUACAUUGUCUAAUAGUGUGCAAGGAAUUGUACUUUAUUUAAGGUUCAAUUCACUUUUGGAAAUAAGAACAUUGCACUCUGUGCUGGUAAAUAAUGCUGUUUUUUCUCAUCCGCUCUUUUGUAAAUAAUGUUUGGUGCUGUAUGGUGAAAUUUGUUAGUUUUUACAUCACAGAGAAAUAUGCAUAUUGCAUGGAAGUGUGAACAUGUAACUUUUCCCCAAAAUAUUUGUUCAACAUCCAGCAAACAGGUUAUAAGAAUAUGCAGACUUAUCAGAGCUAACACCAAAUUCUUAUAACUAAUGUACAAAGAAAUGUGGAGCAGUUACAUGUAGAGGGGAGAGUUAACAAUCAGAUCUUGGGAGUUAACCCUUUUACUCCUUACUAUCAACCAUACGAUUCCUAUAAUGUUAGUUCAGAGGAUUUAAUAUUGGAUCAAUUAUUUAUCCCCAAUUUGAUAUUUUUCCUUUUUUCUUAUCACUUAGCUGAGAAAUUCUGUCUUGGUCAUUCUUGGGAGUUAAAGGGUUAAAUGGUUGAGAUUUUGUACUGUGCUGUGUAGUGAAAGUUGUUAUGCCUUUUUUUUCUUGUAAUUCACCACAUCUAUAAAUAAUGUGCAAUGUUGUUCAAUGGAAUUUAUUAAUUUAAUGUCACAGGGAUUUAUAGAGAUGAUUGAUUUUAACUUCACUUUGGUCAUUCACCCAUCAAUUACAAGGCAGUGUCCAGCUCUCAAGGGGAUUAUAAAUGGGAGAAGAGUGCUGUGCUUGUAUGUUAGGAAAGUUACUGCUAUAAAUUUCUUAUGAGCUCAACAUUUCUAAAUAAUUUAAUUGAGUUUCUGUUGGUGAUGAGCUUGUCGUUUUUUUUUCUAAAACUUUUGAAUUAUUCAUACCCUGAUCUAAUGUAUCCAUUGUUUGUUUACUUCAGUCAUUGGAAGACUUUGGUGAUGAUGAUGAUGAAGAUAUGGAUGAGAGAGGUUAUGAUGAGGAUAAUGAAGAUGACCAGGAUGAAGAUGACAGAAAAGCUGUGGAAAAGAAAGAAUCAGGUAAAAACACUUGUCAGAACAAAGAGUGCAACAUUGUAGAGAAUUAUGUAGAUGUCUGAAAAUGUGAGACAUCCUAUCAUUGACUGAGUGCUCAUGUAUGCAUGUGGUUAAAUGCUGAGAGGUUUCACUGACAUAGCAGGCAUUACAACCUGCACAUAAAAACUUGUAAACCACAUUUUAGAUCAUGCUUUCUUAACUUUUCAAUGUUGUAAGAUGGAUUCAAAGAAUAGAUAUUAAUCAUGAAGUGAUGAACUAUGAAACGCUCACACAACUUUAUAUUUUAUUUUACAAAACAGAAAAUAUUUUUCUUUUCCUUUAUACUAAUUGGCCCUUGGUUUGCUUUACUUUGAACUAAAAAAAUAUUUUGAAUUGAGGUCAAAUUGAAAACUGUACUUUUGCUAUCUUUUCUCAAAUAAAUCCCAACAAGGUUUUUUCUAUUGCAGUGAAUUAAUUAUUUUUAUUUGUUGAUUUGGUUUUUGGGUCACAGUUGACACUUCGGCAGAGAAGGCUGAUGAGCUGGAUCGAGCUUUGAUAAUGCUUGAACAUGGAGUAGACAUUGCAAUGCAGGUUGGUGAAGUUACACAUUAUUCUGUGUGACCUCUGAUUUGAUUCUUUUUGUCAAGUUAAGACUUUGAUUAACUUUCUGUAGAUUAAAAUGGUGGAAAUUUAUUUUUGAUUAUUUAGAUAAUUUAUUUUAUCGUUUCUUUUUUGUUAAAUUGCUUAUGAUAUUGUAGUUACUUCUGUUCUAGAAACUGCAUCCCUUUGUAAUUUAUUUUAAUUUCCAAUAAUGUAUUGAGAGAAAGUUUUACUUAAUAAGCCAUCCUUGUUUAACACUCAAUUUUAAAUACUUAUUUCAAAGAGAUUCAUUUCUUUUUUACCAGAGAACCAAAAUUUGGGCUAAGUACUCCAAGGACAUAGAAACAUAUGUUGACAAAAGAGCUCACCUUGGUAAGUGAAAUGUUUUCUUUCCCUUGAUAAUUCAUGUUAUUGUCAAACUCAGAAAAUCAUCAAUGCCUGAAAUAUGUCUGGAAUGGUUAUUAGAUUAUGGCCAAUUACAAGGGAGAUCAGGACAUAUAAUUAUGUGUGAUGCUUGUGGUAGACUAUGUUAAAAAUUUACUUGUUGUGAAGUUGAUAACUGAUAAUUCUAUUUUUGCACCAAAGUUAAUCAGAAAAGCUGACUUCCCAACACAAACAUCACUUCCCUUCUUCAAAUUAGUUGGUUCUCAAUUCUUAUUACAUUUAACCUUCCUUGGCACUUUUACCACAUUCCUUAUGAUUCUCAGUUACUUUUACAACUGAUUUUCACAUUUCACACAAACAGCAGUUUCCAACAUAAACACCUCCACGUGUCUUGGUAAACCACAUAAUCAUCCAUGACUUCUCUCCCUGACUGACUUCUACCUUUACACCCAAAUAUCAGCAUGCAUUUUCUCCUCACUGUUCUCUUUACAUUUCCUAUGGCACUAACCAGGAGGAUUUGUUUAACAAUCAAAAGCUCUCUCAGAUAUUUAUGAUUUCCUUUAACCUUGUGACCUACAAGUGUGAUUCAGCAGUAAUAAUGGAAAAAGAUUUCAGAUGCUACUCACUUGUAGAGGUUAAAGAGUUAUUUUGCUUGACACAUUCAAACAUGUUUCUAGCGUAUAUGGUUUUCUGAGUUUUGCUUUCAAGAUUUAAUUUAAGAUUUAUGUGUAGAUUUUCACUCUUCCAUGUGUCAUUUUCUGUGCAUUUACUUGUAGAUGACUGAACUACAACUCUACAUUAUCCACUUACCCUCAAAGAUUAAUGGUCAAUGUACUUUUGAUUUGAUAUUUUAGAGUUGGAGUACACAAACAAACUCUCAAAACUUGCACAGACAACAAGAACAGCAAUUGUAGAGGAGGUGAGAAUAUUUUGGGACAUGUCUCAUAAGUAUGUUGUUUUGCUUUGUAAUAUUGUUUGGCUAAAUCCUGGAUAUUUUCCAAAUCAUCAAAGUUUUUAUGCCUGUGUAUUUUUUUUCCAGAAUUACCUGCCUUUUCAGUCUAUUUACGUGACAGCCCUUGAUCAGGUGAAGAAUGAAUCAUUAUAUUCUAGAAUGUAAUAACAUUUGAAAUACUAUAUACACAGAAUAUCAAGUAAUAAAAUAUUGGCAAUUAGAUUUUAACAGACUGGCCAGCUUAGACUGGAACUACCUAUUGGUUGAAUACUGCAUUUGUAACACUGUAAAUCAAGAAAAGUGAAUAUUUUUGUCACAUACAUGUAAGGUUUGUAACCAAUUUCCAUUUGUUUCUCCACCCAAAGGACAUUGAAUAUGCUGAGAAUGCCAGCAAAACAUAUGCAGCCCUCUUAGCAAGCCGGUUUAUGGAGGUUGGUAACUUGAUACCUUUGACCACAUUUUGGUAUUUGUGAAGGUCUUGCUUUGCAUAUUGGGUUGGGGCUGCCAAAGGCUUUCCAUAGAGCAUUAUUUCUGGUGUAUUAUCAUGAUCAGUCAUUUGUUUUCAAUGGACAACAGAAAGAAAUAUAGAGAAAUUCAAAGGGCCCACAUUUCCACAUUAAGCCCUCCCUUUCAAUAGGUUCUUGUCUGAAUGGUGUGGACACAACCAAUCCUCAGGGUGAUUAGAGAUAAAGAGAUUUACCAGAGCUUAUUAGAGCAUUAUAUUGCAUCUUACUGUUCUUUAUGUAGCCUUUAACAGCAAGAAGACUUAAGCAUGAGAAAAUACGAAAGGACCUGAAGGAUAGCUGGGCUAAAUCGUGUAAGAAACUGGUAAGACACGUACAACAUAAUUAGUUUUGAUCUGUGCAACAUGUCAAGCGUCUCUGUUCAUUAUCUUAUUUGUGGCUAAUUUUCCCCUCUAUUUCUAUUUUAUAAAGAAUGAGGCAGCAGCAAAUCUUAAGAAGGCAAAAUCUUUGUACAUCCAGAAACAACAGGAACUAGAAAAGGUUUGUAUAGUUAAGUUUGUCAAUAAUUUGUUUUGGCUAUGUUAAAAACUUGAUUUUCCACCUUCCUCCAUGAUCAAACCUUAAAUUCUUCUCACUCACUUGGGAGAAAAUCCUCUUGCCAUAAGCGGAAUAUUGUGAAUAUAAUAUUGUGGAAUAUUGUUUGUGAUGUAGCUCUUCCUAUAAAUAUUAUCUCUCUGGGUUCUUUAAAUUAUUUUUGUAAAAUGAGUGUAGACCCCUUUUAUGUGCAGCUGCUUUGUUUGUGAUCCAUCUCAUCAGAAUGCUCAUGUCAUCAUUGUUAACUCUUAUUUCCUAGUGCUUUGGAGAACUUUAUAUUUGUAUAUAUUUAUAUACCUCUAUUCUCUUGGGUGGGUGCCUCACAUGGGUCCAGGUGUCCCGUCUCUAUCUUCCCUUUUGGGCGAUUUUGGCGGUGUGGUAGUUUUUUUGAAAGGCUCUGUCGUUUGAUGAAGGGCUGAUCGUGGCAUUUGUUUAUCGCUUUUCCCUUGAGAGUCUCGUAUGUGGUGUAAAUCGCCAACGAGUUCUGUUGCUGGUUAAUUAGUGGAGUAUCCUACAACGAUAUUUUAUGUGGUGGGGUCCAAAUUCUCAUUGUUAACUCCUUCUUUACUCCACGAUUAUUUGACAUCUUUCUUUUUUGGGUGAAAUCUUUUUAAACAUAUUUUAUCUGUUUUUAUGUCCAAACCAGGAAGAGUCAACAUUCUCACGCGGAACCAAGAAGAAAGAAGGUGAUAUCAGGAAAGCUGAUGAGGCUGAGGAGAUGUACAAGUCUUGUGUGGUAGAAGCUAAUGCAAGGCAGAAAGAAUUGGAAAAUACCAAAGCAAGUAUCCUGGUGGAAUUACGUCAACUUGUCUAUCAAUGUGAUAUGACAAUGAAAGCGGUACGUCUUGGACCACACCCUCUGAGUUAACCUUUCCUUGCCACAGGCGCUUAACUUUGACCUUUGGGCCAUUUAUUUAAAUUUUUUUUUACGGAGACCUUCAAGAACAGAACAGUCCAUAUUUCUGCGACAGGAGCCCUUAAGCACUGUGUGAUUUUUGUAAUAGCACAACCUUUGGUAACCUGUUAACUUAACAAAGAUGGCAAAAAGAAGAAAGCUAGUUUUACCUUUGAAAGCUCCUGACUAGUUUUAGCAAUACUGUUAUUAUGAAGCAAAUAUUACUUGUUUAUUACUUAUGACUUUGAAUAAUUCUCUCGUUAGGUAACAUGUAACUAUUUCCAGAUGAUGAAUGCGCUUGUAUCACCCGGCCCAAUUCAGUUCCAGACUCUCGCAGAAAGCAGUAGGAAUUAUGAACCUGGAAACCAGUUCGCCGAAUUCGUUCGUCUGCAACAAGCCAAUUCACCUCAAGCUGUUGAACAAGUCUUUCAGUUUGAACCGUACUCUGCAGGAAAGUAUGUACUUUUUAUUUUACAACUUUGUAGAAUUAUUAUAGAAUAAUGCCUGUGUUGACAGUUUUCAGCUCCACUUGUGCUUGAUUUCCGCGUUAAUUAGAGCCUAUAAAAUUCCUCAAAAUUUAAAAUGCGAAACUGUCACAGACAAACCGCUCAAACUAGAGGCUAAAAGCCUGGUGCGUAUGACCCCUAAACUGAUUGACUAAAGUGAUUAACAUGUAACUUCUCCUUGCAAUUCCAAUAGGUCACCUUGUAAACAGGUUAUGAGAAUAGACAAGCUUUUCAGCUAGCGAGUUUCCUUUUAGAACGAGACCGAAUUCUAGUUUGAUCUUGGAAGUUAAAGGGAUAAUUAGAUGUGCUGUUUUCUUGCUCUCGUUUUUCCAACACAUUCCCAUAACUGACCUUCAGAAUGUGUCAGAAACAAACCGUGUCAUUGCCUUUUUAAUGUUUCAGCCCAGACAGAGGAUCACAGACUCCGUCACGCCACAACUCCUUAUUUGAUUCACGUUACAUUAAUACCCAUUCUUCUGUGGAGGAGACAGCGAAGAUUUCAUCACCAUUUACCUCUCGCCGUAAUAAAAGUCUUCAGCUGCACAGUGUACGGGGUGUAAAUAGCUCGCAACAGCCGAUCAAUGCCUGGAGUAAUCUAAAGGAACACAACAGUGAUGGUGACAGUACAACUAGUCGAUCCCUACCAGGGUCCCCCUCAGGUAGCCCGACCUCAGACCGCAAAGCCAACAUUCCUCGGGCCCAAUCCUUAGAGUUGAUCUCAUCUGAUGAUGCGGAUAACAAAGACGAGGGAAGAAGUACUAAUGGUGAGAGUUAGUUCCCUGCGUUACAGGAUUAAGCGCAAGCCAACAUGGUUAGAUUUAGGAAGAUGUUGGUCAAUCAUUAAUGAGGAAGGAUUCUGUGAAGCAAAGUGCUGUUGUGAUACACAUAUUAUAGUAAUUUUGAAAGAUACCCUAACUGUUAUGAUGUAGCUCCUUUAAACCUGGGGCUCACCGAAUGUCUUGUUUUAAGGACGUGUAAACCAAGGCUCCGAUAGAAGACGUAAACCCAAGGACCGCCCAUCUGCGGGUCCCUUCCAGAAUAUCCGUCUGUCACCAUCAGCAAAGACGCACAGGCUGAAGAAACUCCGCUCGGCCUCAAAGUGUCGUGAGUGUGACAGUUAUGUGUAUUUCAACGGUGCAGAAUGUGAAGUAUGUGGUCUGACUUGUCACAAGAAGUGUUUGAAGGGCCUCCAAAUACGAUGUGGAAAAUACUCGGUAAGGAGAAUAAAACAAUUCUUAGACUAUUUAUUUUUAGUUUUGUACUCUUGUACUGAUGACUCGUACUUUUCUCAGAUUUUUAAACCUCUCCCCAACAAUAGAUCGAAAACCGACCCUGGUAUACUCUACUAGUCAAGUUAUUUAUGGUUCGAGCCGUCACAGACAAUUUUGUUGGCUAAUAACUCGUGCCUUUGUAAAGGCUGUUAACCAUUUCACUCCCAGAUCUUGUUGGUAAUUCUCCAUACUAUCUGCAUACAAUUCCUACAAUGUUAAUUUGGAGAAUUUGGUAUUAGAUCAACUUAAACCUUUUUUCUUUAUUCUCAUCACUUGUCUGCUCGAUAUUUAAAUGAUAUUGUAAGGAGAAAUACUCUCUUGGUCACUGAGGAGUUACAAGGUCAAGCGAAUGUUUCCUCUCAAAGAGAUAAUUUUCUGAUUUGGAAACCUUUUAAAUAGCUAUAAUUAAGCCCAAGGGACUGACACGGUUUUGAAUUUGUAUUAAAAAAUAAAUUUGCUUUUUAUAGCACUUUUUAUAGUAUUAUAAUCUUUUUCGUUUUUUUACAGAAUGGCCAAAGGCGCAUGACAACGUUUGGAGUGGACAUCAAUCGACAUCUCCAACAUUCGACCACUGAUGAGGAAAACAUACCUCACAUUAUCUCAUCAUGUAUUGAUGAAAUUGACAAUCGAGGUACGAAGUCCUUCUGAAUCAGUUUGCUGUACUGUAUUUGAACACUUGGUUAUUUGAUGUUAACUUGUUUCGCUUCUCUGCAACGAGAUGUGCCCUCACCACUUCCCUGCAUCCUCCCCUCCCACUGCGGUUCGUCAUGAGGAUGACAAAAGAGCGAAAAGGAAGGGGGUGGGUAAGGCCGAUGAAUUUGUUUCCUUCUUACUUCCCCUUCAUUAGUUUGUCCGCUCCAGGCUCUUCCCGAUCCUACUGGUCCAAAAUGGCGCUCGCCAGAAAAAAUGGCUGUUUUGUAAUCUUAUUUUUGGUCCAAACGAAUAGCAAGCAAAAUAUCCUCUGAAUUAAGCUUAGAGUUGGCUCGAACAACUUAAACAACCUUUUAGGUUUUGAUCGCUCAUUUACGUGUUUUUUUUUCUUAAUUUUGUAGGUCUUGAUGUCAAGGUUAGUUCUUAAUGUCCUGUAGAUUUUUCUGUGCGGCCCUUGAAAUGUUGUUAUUGCUUUUUGGUUUUCUUUCUUAUCCUUCAAGUCAACUGAGACAGUUCUGAUAUCUUUCAGGGAAUCUACCGAGUGUCUGGAGUCAAGUCCAGAGUGGAGAAACUUUGCCAGGUAAUGUAACCAAAACAUCCAGCUUUCCAUACAGUUUUGGAUCAAAAGGCCUCUUCUUAGCCUGAUAUUGAUCUUCCUAAGUGUGUUUUUAUGUCUGCAGUCGUUUGAAAAUGGAGAAUACCAAGCUGAUUUAUCAGAUACACCGCCUCAUGUCAUAGCUGCUGUUCUUAAACUCUACCUGCGACAGGUAAGCAAACUUAAGUCUGUACCACCCCUCCCAUCUUAUGGCACUCGACCAAUCAAUUAGCUCUUUUAAACGCAUGCUCGUUGCCAUUACGGUUCUGCGCGUUAUGGAUCUUAAGUUUGCUAACUUGAUUUAGCGAAAGACUGCGUUUUUCUUAUUUUCAGCUUCCAGAGUCGCUUUUAACUGUCAAGCUAUAUCCGGAAUUCAUCCGCGUUGCUAAGGUGAGAUUCAUCAGAUUAGCUUUACCCUCGCUAAAAAUUUUGUUUUUUAACCCACGAUGGUCCUGUUUUUAUCCUUACAGGAGAGCUUCGCGAUCAUAGAUAACUCCACGACAUGCAAGGCAGCUUCGGGAAACGAAGAUAUCCAGGAAGAGUACCAAAACCUUAUUGGAAAACUUCGGGAAGUCGUAAUGCAGCUUCCGACAGCUAACCGAGUGACUGCGGCUCGUUUGAUUAAGCAUCUUAGGAGAGUUUCAGAUCAUGACGAAUCGAAUGCCAUGCCUGCAAGCAAUCUGGCAAUCGUGUUUGGACCCACACUAUUGAGACCAAAGUAAGAGAGUUUUGACCUAACUUAGAGAACAAGCGACAAUCAGUGCGAAGAGUUUACAUUAGAAACGGGUGAAAAGCUGACGGCCGUGUUAGGGUCCUGUGUCUUGUGUUGUUGCCACAUUAUGACUGUAUUGAAGCUAGUAUUGAUGAGAACAGACAAAAUCCUGCAGAAAUACAGUUUAUAUGCCCCCACAAUCAGCCCGUCGGUUACUUUGCUUGAGUCUCCGUUUUAACCCUUUACAGUUUAACAUCAAUAUGCGGUUAGAGUUCUCCAUAUUGUUGUCUGUACAAUUCCUAUGGUACUUACAAGGAUAAUUUGGCUAAAAAUCAAGCAGUUCUUGGGUGGGCAAUUAUAUCCACUAUUCUCAUGACCUUAAUGUUUGAUUCACGGCGAUACUGUUGAUAGAAAUUUGAUUGUUAUCACUCUUAGGCUAUAAAUGGUUAAUUCGUAUAAAACAUUUCAUGUUCAUCUUUAUUCUGCAGUGAAAACGACCAAGUAACUACCACGUUGUCUUCUCUUGUGGAUAUGCCUCACCAGACUCGCCUUGUUGAGCUGCUUAUCACAAGUCCCGAGGUAAACAGAAAAAAAAAUCUUAAAUACAUGAGCUAACAGUGUACGUACAUCUCUCCCCAAUUUCUUACGGUUCUGUCUGUUUUCGGACGAUUUCGUACAUGUCCGGUUAUUUAUGGACGGUUCCGUUAGAUGCCGUACGGUUUCGCCAGUUGAUGGACGUUUCUGGUGGUUUUCAGACGAUGCUAUUCAGUUUGUAACGAAUUUUUUUUAAGAUAUUCUUGGUGGAGUAGUGUUUUUCUAUCUGUACUCAUCGACAUGCACAUCCAAUUUAGGACGGUCCUGGCCUGCUACUAACUCAGCCAUCACAAUUUUUUUUUUUUUUUUUUAUGUUGAAGGUAUUUGAACAUCCUGAAGCGGAUGAUUCAAUAUCACGGGAAAGGUCUGUAGAGGUGAGUGGCGCAUGUUGUAUAUUAAUUGUGUUGUCGCCUUACCCAGAGUUUCCAAACUUCUUUCUUUUACCUACGAGCCUACUCAAAAUUUUCCAUCUUUUUAACCCUAUUUAUAGUAUAUAUUACUCAACCAUUUAACUACCACGCACCAAGACAAUUUCACUUCACGAUAUCAAUACAAAAUUAAGCAGGCGAGUGAUGAGAGUAAAGACAAAUGUCAGUUAGGGGAUUAUAAGUUGAUCUAAUGGCGAAGUCUCCUAAGAAACAUGAGAAUUGUAUGGCAGACAGUAAGGAGAAUUGUGAAAUGUAUGUUUGCAAGAGUUGCUCGUAUAAUUCAUCAGUCUUGUCCUUCUUUCUCGGUAGAAAUUCACUCCUCCCAAACCACGUGACAGAGAAUGCAGUUUGGUUGUAAUACAGAGUAUGCGAUCUGCUGGUAAUGUCCUGUUCUAAAAAUGAAAUUAAAUAGAGACCACAUUUUGAACACUGACAGUGUUUCUUAUAACGGAUUGCGGAAAAAAGGAUUCGUGCCUAUUAGAGCUGUGUUCUAUUUCGUGUCAGAAAAACAAACUAAAGUAAUUUCAAAGUGCAAGAACUUUUAGACAUAAGUGUAAGGUUGUUAAUAGGUGGGGGGGGGGGUUGAUUGAAAUAGAGUGCCUUGGAAAACUAGCGCCACCCCAUCAUCCAAUCAUCGCUUUGGGCGCUUGUUCUCUCUUGAGAUUUCAAUAGCCCUUCAGGAUGUUUCACUUCGUUCUGAUGGGCCGUUGUCAUUACUUUUGCUUUGGGUUUACGACACUCAAUCGAAAAUUGCUUUAUCAAAGAAUGUUGGGAAGUAAUUUGCAUUUCCUCUUUCUCUUUUUUAUUUUCCCUUUUUUAGGAAAUAAUGCAGACGAGAGUUAUGAGGCUGGGGAUGAAGCUAGGUAAGCGAACAGACAGUUUAUCUGUCUAUUAAAAGUUAAGUAUUUUAAGGCAGAGAGAAAGACAGAUAUGAUACGAUAUGAUAACUAAAAUAUCAAGUUGAAAGCCAUGCAGAAAGCCAGUUCCAAGGAGAAUGAAGUGGAUUUUUUUGCUUUUGAAAACGCUCCUUAAAGAGCAGUGAAUAUUUGGUGGGUGGGGUUGGUGGGUCACGUGGUCUUCAGGGGAACGGAAGAGGGAUCAGUCAUCGCUAACAGAGUGUCAAGGGGGGACUUACGAAAAUUGACUGCCGAUGAGGGGGGGAGGGUCAUUAGAAUACUACAGAGCGUCAUGAGGGUUCAGGUAAAUUUUACUGUUACACAAUCAAAAUCCUCCUUCCCCAGACGGCUAAUAAUGACGGUCCUAAUGAGGCUCAGGAAGAAUUUGGAAAUAGUAUAACAACUCUCCGCUUUCUUUCGUAGAAUGACUUGGUUUGUAUGCAGUUGGAUAUUGAGUAAAAAUAAUCCAUAAAUUACUGAUUUACAUUCGUGUAGCUUGAUCAACACACCAGACAUAAACAUAUCUCAGCCUCACUCGGACCAUUCUCCUGUUCGACGCAAUUCCAGCUCCCCGGCGUAAGUACAAUGCAUGCGUGUCUUUCGUACGUAACACAAUCUUCCUGCUCUACGCGUGACGUAACGCAGUGUCGUCACAGAUUGUCACCAUUCAUUUUUCAGAGCAAUCAACGCACCACAACUAAAGACCAUAAACAUACCACCGUCACCUUCGCCUUCAACGUAAGUGUGAAAAUAGCGUAGUUUUAAGGUAUAUUUUCCUUUAUUAUUCUAUUUUGUCCCCUUUUAAACUUCCCCUUGUGCUUUUGUUUACCUUCAGUAAGGUUUCAGUAAUAUGUGUGUAUCGCAUUUGGUCAUUGAAAUUACUGUAUGUCUGCUUUCGUUAUAUGUCACCAUUUUUAACGUCAUUAUAUCAUUUUGUAGUGACGAAAAAGUAGUGCAUUUUCAACCCACGAUUCCUCUAUUCGCUCCGACAAAGAACCAACGCUCGAAACGUCAGCUUUAGAAACUCUUUAUGGUGGUUAAUUUACAUUAUUAACUCAGUUAAUAAAACCAAAUUUUCUUGUAAUAACCCCCCACUUAAGAUCGCUUCUGUUCACAUUACGGAAACUGAGAUAACUUGCGUUUGUGUUGGCCCCAUUAUACUAAGUGUGAACCUGACUCCGUGUUUCUUUCCCUAAAAGCCAUGUCCCCUCAACAAGCGAUCUCUUGGCUUUAUUAUUAGAAACUUCACUGCUCACCGCUAUUAGUACCUCCAAGCACUCUGGAAGAAUGAAGUCCCUAUCUGUAUUUGUGGACGAGGAAGGCAGGCUUCACUGUCGUUACUUAUCUCGGAGUUGUUAGUAGCACUGAAAUGGUUGGGAGAAGAAACAAAACGAUAAAUAGUUUCAUUUAAUUUGUUUAAACUGAAGUUGCACUGAGAGUUGCUCUAUUGGUUGUAUGCUGGACAUUGAAUAAUCUAUGUUUUUGUUCUGAAUGUCUGCUGUGCCAGUGAAUAGUAAGUUACCUAGCUUGGUGAAAAGACAGGUCACAGUGAAAGACGGAACAGGAGCCAUUACUAAUGGAUGUAUGCCGUUUUGUUUACAGGAGGAGCAGCCUUGGGUUUGGAUCAGAGUUUUUUGAACUUCUUGCGAAGUCCAACAACAGAAGUGAAGAGGUACGGUGGCACAUUUCUUUGUUUUGGGUUGUUAUAUUAUUUGUAAUAAUAGCUACGGUAAUUUUCAAACCUGCUUAUCGCUUCGAACUCGAGUAAAGAUAGAAUGGUGCAGAGCUUUUAGAGAUUCAUCUCCUCUUUCUUCCUCCCUUUGCUUUUCAGCUGAAUGAUCGCGCGCAUUACAGCAUCCCAGAGUUCCUGUUGUCAGACUCGCCGCGUGAGAGAGUUGCCAUUGAUCGGGAAGAUUCUGAUAUGGAGGAUGAGUACGAAGAUGAUACUACACAAGGUCAGCGGGUUUUCGUUUUCAUACAAGUGCUUAAAGAGAGGGUUGCGCUUAUUUAAGAAAAUAACUGUCAGUCUGGCCAAGAGGUUUUGUUGGUAAUCUAACUUAAAACAUGAAGGCGCACUAUAAAAGGAGAGGUGCCGUCGGUACCUUUGGAUUAUUUGUCAAUCAACCGUCGUGGCGCACAGGCCGCAGUAGUCAAAACAGCCUGAGCUGCCGCUGAUCCAGAGCGAGUGAACAGCAGGCGGAUUUCUCAAAAGCUCAAAUAAGUUUUUAUGUUUUUAUUACCAGAAGAAUUUGUUGAUGUGGAGAAUUAAUUUAACAAUCCAAUUCACUUCUAAAUGAAAGAUUCAGCACUGUUACUAUAAGGAUAAAUUAGAUAAUGAUCACUAUUAGGUUUAAAAGGUUAAAACCAAGAUUAUAUAUUUGAUGUUUUGUGUCACUUUAGGAACAAGUGGAUCUCGUACUCCAGACGACCUGCAUUCUUCUCAUUUUGGUGCUGCAAGACGUGUAGGCUCUCCACGGUCAUCCAACGAAAACUUAGCCGACGAUGAUAAAGCCAACUCAACUCGGGAAGCAUCGCUUUCGGUGAUUUCUCGGAGUUCUUCGUCUUAUUCCUUCGCUCCGAGCUUCAGUUCAGAUUUCACCGAUUCACUGUUACCCGAUCUCUCCGAUAGCGUUGGAUCGGACAAGGCAAAUACCUCGGGGGGCGUCGGGAUAUCCUCAAAUGAAACGAGGAUGUUAAAUGGUCAGUCUGAGUUUCUCAAUCGGUUAUCUUCGGGGAACGUCGGAGUGGAACCUCGUCCACGAACUGUGGGUUUUAUUAAACGAAAUUCCGAUCUUCCAGGUCGGGUUGGAAACAUUGCAGACUACAGCAAGGAAUUCUAUCCAAUCGGAAUGAAACAGUCGUCUAGUGACUCUAACCUUAACAAAGACCCCUAUGCCCUCGAGGAGGAGGUAUCAUUAAGAGCGAUUUCUGAAGUUGCUAGUUCAUCUUCCAACACAAUAACCAGCUCGAAAAGCGAAGAACUUGAAAGAGAUGAUAUCGUCGAAGGAGAUGAUCAUGCUUCUCUUAUCAACCAAUUAAAGACUGUAAUUGAUAUUGACUCUAAAGGGGCGCUCUUACCCGAUGGGGUGGGAGAUAGUUCGGUAAUUAGCUCCGUGGAUAGUACAGUCAGUCCUGUGCAGUCUUCAACUAAAGGGGAAGCAGAGGACGAAGUAGUCGCUUCCUCUCCGUCGCCACCGAGAAGCCCUGUUCAGUCUCCCUCCAUCGAGUAUAAAGAUAUUACGUUCACAACCUCAGCUGAUGAGCCUGCUUCCGUUCGCGAGAUUCCAUCGGAGACGGGGUCACGUGAGCUAAUUAUUCCUGUGAUGACAGCUUUGCAGGAAAGAAGACCUUCAACACCAAACUGUUCCACUGCGGAAGAAUCGUCUGAGUCCCAGUCAUCAGAUAGAGUUGAAACUUCGGUCGAUGUGACGCCUGAAAAGAAAGAAGUCGGUGUAGCUGACAAUAAAAAGCCUGAAAAGAAAGGGACGCCUCGGUCCGCGUACAGCACACGGAUGUCAGUCAAAGAUCGGUUACUGCAGUACGAGCGAAAUCGUUCGGUUAGCGUGGACUCUAAUCGGAAAACUUCUUCGGAGCGAUUUAGUCCGAACACUGUAGCGUCUCGAAAGCAGAUAUUUGAACAAAAAGAGCGAGGAAUAUACAAGCGCGUCAGUGACAUGACAACUAGGAAGCCAAGAAGUGACUCCGGCGGUAGUGGAUCGGGCUCGGCCAGCAGUAGUCCUAAGUUGUCAAGGAAGCGUCCCAUUGAUACCGACGAUGGAGAAAGUUUGGAAAAUGUCGGAAGCCAGGUGAAAAAUAGGUUGGAAAAUGAUAAGCAAGACGAACCACGUCGACGGAAUAGAAAGGAGAAAUCGGAAAAUACCGACCUUCCUCGAAGUUUGAUUCUCGACAAACUUGAUCGUCAGCGAGGAGGAGAAGUUGACUCUUUGAGACUUGAUUUACACGACGGAGCCACUUUGUCUCCGAGAGAAAUCGACUUUCCCACCGAUAGUUUGGGUGCUGAAGAUAAGAGUAGAUCCGAAAGAACACGAAGAAGCCCGAAUAAUAGUCCGAGGUCGAGUCGGACAAGUGCUCGUUCUUCGUUUCCCGACGACAGUAAGGAAGAGGAUCGAGAGCCCCAGUUUGUGUAAUUUUUCGUUGUUCAAUUGGUAAUUAGCUUAUAUUCGGUCCAGAAGUGUGUGCUCGGGGUAAGCUCUGUGAUAAAAAUCACAACUUAAGACGAAAUUAACGACGUUUCCCGUCCAUAUCGUGAAGAAUGACUGAAGUAAGACUUUCGUUGGAACAGCAAUCUUAUUGCUAUAUGGUGACAGAAGUUUGAUUCAAACAUUUGAAGAUCUUUUGCUUGAUUGAAAAGAUUUUUAAUAUUCUUUUGAAUUUUUAUGGGAACCUUUUAAAGAAUUUUACCGCGACGGUUAUCAUUUCACCUGUUUUAUUUUACUUGGCAAUAUCCUUGAGCUUGAGGAAACAACCCCACUAUUAAUCUCCUCUCGAUAUCAGUAUGUUGUCAAGCAGAAAGGUGAUAAGAAUUCAGAAUGGUAUUUUUGGACUUAGAACCAAUUUAUUAGAAUUAAAAGUUGGAUAUUGCAAAUAGUAAGGAGGAUUUAUAAUGUGAUCUUUGGAGUUCAUGGGUUGAUAUAUUUUGUCGUUAUACAUGAUCGUCAACCUUCAGAACAUUUGACGUAGAAAUGGGAAAUUCGCGAAUCUUGUUUUUAAUAUAAAACAACCUAAACUAGUUGUUAUUGCCUUACUCUUACUGAAAAAUAUCCUCUUAACUGAAUAGUAUAUUUUUGUACCCGUAGGUUAAUCACGAAUGUUUCAUAGCGUUCGAAGCAAAAUUUUCUUUAUGGAGAAUUAGAUUAAUUUUGUGUUAGUAUGUAUAUAGCACUAAUUUCAUAGAUGGCCAACAAUGGCUACCUUAGUAAGGAACUUUCAACUAUUUUCAUAGCUUGAAGUCGCGACAACUGUUCGUGGUUUUUGGGGAAAAGAAUAAAGGUGGACUUAACC